UUGAGCUCUUCUUUCACUCUCCUUGAGGAAGCGCGCGGAACUCGAGACCCUCUUCUACCCAUGUACCGAAGACACCGGUCCUGCGAGCGAGCUCGUUUCGUUUCCUGAUCUCGGGAGCUGCUCAGCUCUGGAUCUUGGCCCCUAGGAUGCGUGUCUUGACUCCUGGGCUCGUGAGGAGACUGCAGCAGUAGUCUGGUCAUGGCGUUUCCUCAAGGAUACCUGUAUCAUUCGUCUCUGUCUCUGUACUCGUGUCCUCCGUACGGCUCCAGCGCGAUCACGGGACCGCGCACGGAUGAUCUGGGACGCUCCUCCAGCGGAUCUGCGUUCGCCCCGUACGCGUCCCCAGCCUUCAGCUCACUCCGGUACAGUCCCGAACCCACAGCCCCCUUCACUUCCUACGGGGGCUCCCCAUAUGACCCUUCUCCAGGCAUGACCGGCUCUGUGGGCUAUCACCCGUACGCCGGUCCCCUGGGCCCGUACCCGUUCGGAGACCCCGCUUACCGGAAGAACGCCACUCGAGACGCCACCGCCACCCUGAAGGCCUGGCUCGGCGAACACCGGAAGAACCCUUACCCCACCAAAGGAGAGAAGAUCAUGCUGGCCAUAAUCACCAAGAUGACCCUCACCCAGGUGUCCACCUGGUUCGCCAACGCGCGCAGGAGACUCAAAAAAGAGAAUAAGAUGACGUGGACGCCACGGAACCGGAGCGAGGAUGAAGAUGAGGAGGACAGCAUUGAUUUAGAGAAAACCGACGAGGACGACGAGCCGCUCAAAACAGCCGAGACAGAUCGAGCACAGACGACCGAAGAUUCAGGGUGUUAUCAUUUGAUCGCAGUGGUCGAGGACUGCACGGAAAGCCGCACGGAGGAUCCGGACGCGACGGACAGCGUCAUCAUCGACGGUGGAGAAGAAGAGGAGCAUCGGACAGAGUCUCCGGUGCCCACGACCUCCUCUCCCCGAGACGAGCAGAGCGGAACCGAGAAGCCCCUCCGUGAGAGCCGCGAUCCCGCAUCUGUCGUUCCCUCCGCGAACCCGACCCCCAAACCCAAACUCUGGUCUCUGGCCGAGAUCGCCACGUCGGAUAAGAGGAGCGACGAAGCGUCACGGCCGUCAGGGGCGUCCUCGCCCGCCGGGUUUCCCCCCAGACACUUCUACUACACAUCUCCUUUCUACGCGGGCUUCACGAACUAUGGCGCGCUCGGACACCUGCAGGGUUCGAGCCCGGCGCACCUGAGCGGAAUUAAGCAGACUGUGUUCCCCAGAGCGAGAGACAGCAGACUGACCCUGGACCUGUGCAGAGAGCUCACCUCCCGGAGCCCGAAUGUUUAGAGCUUCUAUUCACUUCCUCUUCAUUGAAAUGUUGGACGAAUAGCAAAUGAAAAGCGUUCUUCUGAGCUUUCCACGAAGCAUAAACCUUUUUUAUUAUUAUUAUUAUUAUAGGCCUAUAUUUAAAAGAGAACAUUCUCUUCUUAACACAUCUAUCGUUUAUUGUGAGAUAGCAUAUUUGUGCAAGAGGCCAAAGCACUCAUUUAAAACAUUUGUUUUGCAAUUCCUAUCAUCUGUUAAUAUUAUUUCAGUCGUCCUUGUAAUAACUGAUCUUCACUCAUAUUGAUCAUCUGUGCCAUCUUUGCUGUCUGCUUGGACCAUUUUGGAUCUUCAAGCAAAUUUGGCAAUGCAUAUUCUAGAAUCAGUGUGGGCAGUAAAUCAUGCACGUUAAACUUAAAAAACAAAAGACAUAAAUCACACCCAUUUUAUUAAGAAAUGUUGAAAUAGAUAUGAGAGUUUUAUAUGCUUUAAGAGGAACUAUAUGAGGGUUGCUAUCAGAAAUGUUCUGCCUGGUCUGAAGACAUCAGUCAAGAAAAUGUAGUUUCUGCAAUGUUAUCGCAUCCAAGAGAUUCUUUAGACGUAUUUUGACCCAUUAUGGAUUAUUCUAUCAUCUGUUGUUUGCAGAAUGGUGUGCAGUGCCUUCCUGAUUUGCUCCUAACUGUGCUACACCUACAUGGACUCAAUAACUGUAACACUCGCCUCCUGGCCAUAAUACGGCGGAUAAAUUGUAAAUUUAAAUAGCACAAGUCAACAUUUAUUGCAGGGGGAUUAUGGGACAGUACUCUUAAAUGGAGGAGAUAUUAAAUUUAUGCUCCAUAAAGCAUCUUCUCAUGAAAUGUGU
Carassius gibelio (silver crucian carp) is the source of this 2167-nucleotide messenger RNA. RefSeq names its product iroquois homeobox 5b (gene irx5b). The record is from RefSeq and is a predicted model, not a curated record. Gene Ontology annotation, biological process: cell development; neuron differentiation; regulation of transcription by RNA polymerase II. Gene Ontology annotation, cellular component: nucleus. Lineage: Eukaryota; Metazoa; Chordata; Actinopteri; Cypriniformes; Cyprinidae. Gene Ontology annotation, molecular function: RNA polymerase II cis-regulatory region sequence-specific DNA binding; DNA-binding transcription factor activity, RNA polymerase II-specific. The transcript is spliced from 3 exons. The coding region runs from base 199 to 1329 and encodes 376 amino acids.